AUCGGCCAAACUAUAUAUCUCACUGCAUUGAAGAUUGCAUUCAUACCAUUAUCCAUAGCAAGAUAUGAAUAGAGAGGAUUUCAUCAAUUUCUCUGGUUUUACUCAACCGGGGCGAAUCAGCCUCCCUAGGGCAUCAACUUCAAGCACAGGCUCAGCCUCCGGAGACUCCAACGCCCAAGAAGGCUUGCUGCCCAUCGCCAACAUCGGGCGUAUCAUGAAGGAGGUGCUGCCGCCGGAGGCCAAGGUGUCGAAGCGCGCCAAGGAGACAAUCCAGGAGUGUGCCACGGAGUUCAUCGGCUUCGUCACCGGCGAGGCCUCGGAGCGGUGCCGGCGGGAGCGUCGCAAGACAGUGAACGGCGACGACAUAUGCCACGCCAUGAGGAGCCUCGGCCUCGACCACUACGCCAGCGCCAUGCACAGGUACCUGCAAAGGUACCGCGAGGGCGAGGAGCUCGCAGCGGCGCUGAACAACCGCGGCACGUCGCCGCCCCUGCCGGAUGAUGACAUGAUCCAGAUCGACGUCAGGGCCGAGUUGUCCAUCUCCAGGGGCCACGAGAAUCAUGUCAGGAAGUGAUAUAACCGUGGGCAACGACGCAAAUCAUACUCCCCCGAUCGAUCGUCUCAUCGGUUGUGUGUUUCUUGCCUUUGUGACUCUGUGUUCGGCCGGUCUUCGUGCAUGAGAGUUCUCUUUUGUAUUAAUUCAGUUAAGUACGUAUACUACCAACAGUGUGCUACUUUUGUUUUCUUGGGCAGGUGUUUGUUAUUCAAUGAAUAAUUAAUUAUCUGAAAAAUAUUUC
This is a messenger RNA of Lolium perenne, 797 nucleotides long. Its product is annotated as transcriptional activator hap3-like. Gene Ontology annotation, cellular component: CCAAT-binding factor complex. Gene Ontology annotation, biological process: regulation of transcription by RNA polymerase II. NCBI's taxonomy places the organism in Eukaryota, Viridiplantae, Streptophyta, Magnoliopsida, Poales, Poaceae. The record is from RefSeq and is a predicted model, not a curated record. Gene Ontology annotation, molecular function: DNA-binding transcription activator activity, RNA polymerase II-specific; protein heterodimerization activity; RNA polymerase II cis-regulatory region sequence-specific DNA binding.